Molecule: messenger RNA, 874 nt
Organism: Mytilus californianus (California mussel)
Lineage: Eukaryota; Metazoa; Mollusca; Bivalvia; Mytilida; Mytilidae
Product: GTP-binding protein Rhes-like
Exons: 2
Coding region: 39-686 (215 amino acids)
Molecular function (GO): GTPase activity; GTP binding
Source: RefSeq, a predicted model, not a curated record
ACUACUCAACCACUGAUUGUGGAACUUUGACAAAAGACAUGGCGUCCACUCGUCAGAGAUCCGGCAGUCAAGGAGCAGCAUCGAAUGAGGUACAUUAUAGAAUUGUUGUACUCGGAGCUGCUGGUGUAGGCAAGUCAUCCAUCAUAUCACAGUUUUUAUACGAAAGGUUUAACAGUGAAUAUAAAGAGACAGUGGAGGAAUUACAUCGAGGACAGUAUAACAUCGGUGGUAUUAAACUGACAUUAGAUAUUCUUGAUACUGCUGGACAUAGAGAAUUUCCCGCCAUGAGAAAGUUAGCGAUAACGACAAGUGAUGCAUUCGUUUUAGUGUAUUCAGUAACGGACAUGACUUCAUUUGAUGAGGUACAAAAACUACGAGAAGAAAUAAUAUCUCAGCGUGGUAAAGUGCCCAUAGUUAUAGUCGGAAAUAAAGCUGAUAUAAACACUGAUGUGUCGACAAUGGACACAGAAACAAUUGAAUCAAUAGCUUGUGUAGACUGGGAAUCUGGCUUUGUACAAGCUUCAGCUAAGGAAAAUACGAACAUUGUAGGAAUUUUUCAAGAACUGUUACGGCUGUCUAAAUUUUCUAAUUCAUUUAGUCCGGAUUUAUUACGGAGACGGAUGUCUAUGCCAGCUUCACUUUCAUCUCAAUCUCUUGUUAAAAGACAAAGUUGUGUAAUAUCAUGAAACCAUUGUUUACUUUCGCUUACGUUUUAUAUAUAUUCAUUUGCAAUAAUAAAGAAUAUUAAGGCUUAACAGUUUUUGUUUACCAUAUACAGAUACAUAAGCAUACUAUACCAAACGUAAAGUUUAAUCUUUAUAUUUCAGAGAUUUAACUUCAGCUAGAAACCUAUGAAAUGCUCGUCAAAAUAAAC